AUGUUGCGUCAUUUACCAAAUGAAUUGUGGUUGCAUAUUGCGGAGCUCCUACAAUCACCAGAACACAUCAAUUCACUUGUCCGAUCAAACAGACGCCUUUAUAUUCUUUUGAAUCCCUAUCUUUAUCGUUGUGAUGCACGAUAUGACGGUUGGGCACUGUAUUGGGCUACAGACUGUGGCCAAUACGAGAGUGUUCAAAAGGCACUUGCAGCAGGAGCAUGCAGUCAACAUCCGGCUAAGCUUGAAACCCAUCUAUUCAUUGCGGCACGGAACAGGUACGAAGACAUAGUACAGCUGUUGCUUGCCGCCGACGACCGGAUCCUCCAGGGUUCCGAUUUGUGUACUGCCCUGUCAUUGGCAGUACAGGAGAAACAUAGCGCAGUACUUAAGCGGCUGCUCGCUGUCAACGGCAUCAAGCCGAACCUUCAGGGUUCUGAUGGGCGAACUGCCUUAUCGUGGGCCGCACAGAAGGGACAUACCGAUGCACUCAAGCUACUGCUUGCUGUCAAUGGCAUCAACCCAAAUUCCCAGGAUUCUGAUAGGAAAACCGCAUUAUGGCACGCGGCAAGGAAGGGACGAGAGGCAAUUGUCAAGCUGUUGCUUGAUACUGCUACUAUCGAGCCAGACUGUCCUGAUUACAGCGGAUGGACGCCUCUAAUUCAUGCAGUAUUCAACAGGCAUGAAGCUGUAGUCGAGUUUCUGCUUGCUGCAGGUGUCGAUCUCGAGAUCAGGAUUCUUGAUGAAGAAACACCUCUGUUCUUGGCGGUAAUGCUGAAAGCGGAGAAAAUAGUCCAGCUACUUCUCGAUAAUGGCGCCAAUCCAAACUCUCAAGAUAUCGAUGGGUGGACACCCCUAACACUGGCUAGAAGAAAAGGACAUGAAGGAUUAGUCAAGCUUUUGCACUCUGCAAGCAAGAUCACCUCGAACUCUGUAGAAGUUUGA
Molecule: messenger RNA, 942 nt
Organism: Penicillium alfredii
Lineage: Eukaryota; Fungi; Ascomycota; Eurotiomycetes; Eurotiales; Aspergillaceae
Exons: 1
Coding region: 1-942 (313 amino acids)
Molecular function (GO): protein binding
Source: RefSeq, a predicted model, not a curated record